UCCCAAAUGUACCAAAUAAAAACCUACCACUCAGUUUAACUCUGACUAAGCUUUUAACAAGAUCAUGGAAAAAUUGCGAGGACUAACGCUGCUCUCCCUUGCUGCAGGAUAUCUAAUAUUAAGUUUUACCAACAGUGAAGCAUACCUGAUGCAUCUGAGAAAUGCUACGAAUAAAAACUUUCCCGGUGAAUGUUACGACGCCACGACGAAGAUUCAUUUCAAGCCCAAUAUUACUGUUCAGCGGCCAUUUCGGUGUGAAAAAAUGACGUGCUACGAAGAUUUCCAAAUAACGUUUGCUGGAUGCGGCGUUGGUGUUGUGAACUUACCAAAUUGUACCAAAGUUGGCCAAAACUUUACCUUGCCCUAUCCGGAAUGCUGCAGAAAGUACAAGUGUAUGAUGAACGGAAAAGUGACAUUUUUGUAGAAGAAAUAAAUUUUAACUACUUCAACAGAGAUGUCGAAACAAAAGUACAAGUUUUUUGUUUC
Molecule: messenger RNA, 486 nt
Organism: Culex quinquefasciatus (southern house mosquito)
Lineage: Eukaryota; Metazoa; Arthropoda; Insecta; Diptera; Culicidae
Exons: 3
Coding region: 65-424 (119 amino acids)
Source: RefSeq, a predicted model, not a curated record